Parasteatoda tepidariorum (common house spider) is the source of this 389-nucleotide messenger RNA. RefSeq names its product sphingomyelin phosphodiesterase. The record is from RefSeq and is a predicted model, not a curated record. NCBI's taxonomy places the organism in Eukaryota, Metazoa, Arthropoda, Arachnida, Araneae, Theridiidae. Gene Ontology annotation, cellular component: lysosome. Gene Ontology annotation, biological process: ceramide biosynthetic process; sphingomyelin catabolic process. Gene Ontology annotation, molecular function: acid sphingomyelin phosphodiesterase activity.
AGUUUUAUUACAUAUUUAAAAGAACGACACUGGGUCCCCAGGAAGUGUGCGGUGUUCUGAUGGGUAACGAAUGUUCCCGAGUCUCAUCACCUCUUCAUAAUUGGACCGUUCCUCUUACUCCAUUCCCUAAACCUCCAGUUGAAAUCAUCAAAGAUCCACCACCAGGAGCACCUGUACUUAAAGUCUUGCACUUGUCUGACACUCAUUUGGAUCCUUAUUACCAAGAAGGUUCGAAUGCUGAUUGUAAGGAACUCAUGUGCUGUCGGCUGACAGAUGGUUGGGCUGCGACAAAGGCACAAGCAGCCGGGAAGUGGGGCGAUUAUAGAAACUGUGAUACUCCAUUGAGAACAUUAGAAAAUAUGCUCAAGAAUAUUGCCACCAAACACAAA